AUGGCUCUUGGCAGACAUCCACUCCUUCAUUCCAUGGCGGCCCUGUGGCUGCUGGCGCUGUUCGUCCCGCUGGCCCACGGCAUCGCGUUCAGGUCGGAGGUCAAGCGGCAAGCAGACCGCAAGAUCGCACACGCUGAGGGGCGCGCCGCGGCCUCGCUGGCGAGGGUCGCGCAGUACGAGCGCGCCAUCGAGGCCCGCGCGAACGCGUCCAAGGGGCCCCUGCUCGUGCCGCCAGACCUGUCGAGGCCGAGGCAGGGCCGCGCCAGCCUCCUGGGCGUGGACUCGAGCCAGGCCCUCGCGGGGAGCGGGGAGUUCCAGCCCUCGGAGGAGUUCCAGAGAGCCGGCCAGGAGACCAGCGAUGGCGUCGAGCUGCCCUGGGGCGUGGGCACCCCGCGCGGGGGGGACAGCUGGGUGGAGCACCAGUACUCGGCCAUGCACAUGCUCGACGUUCCCCACUGGGUCGAGUACAGCCUGGAAACCGGGGAUAACAUCCAGACCUUCAGCAACGCUUGGCAGGACGUCAAGCUCAUCACGCAGGUGCUCGAGAACGUCACCAACGGCUUCUACCUGGACACCCACGGCGGGGAUGGCGAGACCCACAGCUACACGCUCCUGCUCGAGCUCACUGGCUGGCGCGGCCUCAUCCUGGAGCCUCAAAUAUACGAGUUCGCGACGCUGUGGGGCAAAAUGAGGAAGGCGUGGAUUUUCUUGGGGUGCUUAUCACCGACAGGGAACGCCACGAAGCUCGGCUUCGACACCGCUGGCGUACUCGACAUGCUGAGCGGUCACCAGAUCCACGCCUACAACCUGCCCACCUUCAUGGAAGAGCUGGGCGGUCGCAAGACCAUUGAUUUCUGGGCCGUCCACAACGGUCACUAUGAGGCAGAGGUCCUGAACGAGACAUUUUUUUAUCCGGAAGAACAUCGAGUUCGGAGUCGUGUUGGUCCGCUUCGAUGGCCGUCGGUCUGGUCGUGGCUACCAGUGGUUCGCUCAGCACAGGUCCAAAGACGAAACCGAAGAGCUCAUCUUUGA
This is a messenger RNA of Prorocentrum cordatum, 1032 nucleotides long. The record is from the annotation of a GenBank genome assembly. NCBI's taxonomy places the organism in Eukaryota, Dinophyceae, Prorocentrales, Prorocentraceae.